This is a messenger RNA of Closterium sp. Naga37s-1, 1392 nucleotides long. NCBI's taxonomy places the organism in Eukaryota, Viridiplantae, Streptophyta, Zygnematophyceae, Desmidiales, Closteriaceae. The record is from the annotation of a GenBank genome assembly.
AUGUGGACGAGAUGGCAGAGCAGUGGUUCUGCGGGGCAGAGUGCUGUGCUGAUGCUGCAGCCCACGCCCAGCACGUCGCCAACUCCCUCCACCUCCGCUGCUCCCUCUCCCCCUCCUCCUGCCUCCUCUCCCACACCUCCCUCGCCCUCCUCUCCUCUCAACCCAAACCAGCCAUGUAGUGAUGAAGCAGGUCAAUUGAGUCAACCGAGUCAAGGGGAAAGCAUGACAGGGAGGCAGCAGGAGCAUGAGGCAGAGGGUUAUGAGACAGAAAGGCAACUGCUGGUGCCUAAUCUGGUGCCGGAGGGAGGUCCGUGGGAGGAGGAGGUGUGCGGGGGAUGUGGCACGGUGGUUGGGGCGAAAGGUAGAGGCAGAGACAGAGGCAGUAAUACUGAAGCAGUGGAGACCUGGACAAACGGGGAGGAGGGUGGACGUGCAGGGGUGGAGGGAGGAGGUGAGAGAGGAUGGGAGGGAGGAGAGGAAAGGGGAGUGCUGGGACCAGGAGGGAGUGGGGGAGAAAGGCCGGGACUGACGGGACAAGGAGGAGUCAAGGCGAGGAGGAUCGAUUGUGUGGAGCAUCUGUUCUUGCACAGGGUAGAGGCAAGGCCCCUCUGUGUGAUGGAUGGAGGCUCAAGGCCCCUCACUGUAUGCUCCGUGGAUGCAGGACCAUUGGAAGAAGAGCGUACAGUAUCGUCAUCAGCUGAUGCCGUGUUGAGGUCAUCAGCUGCCGCAGCAGACGGUGCAGCAGCCAGUGCAGCUCCAGACGGUCUCGCUGGGAUGGGGGGGUUGCAGGAGGAGAACGCAUUUGAGGCACCUCCAUGCCCACCGGCCCAGGGCGCAGGUGUCAAUUUAAGAUGCCAUCCCCUUCCCUCUCUGGCUGCUUCUCCUCGCUCCUCUCCUCCCAUCUCACCACCCCUCCUCCCCAAACCGCAUUGGCCCUCCCCUUCUCUCUCCACCUGCUUCUCCUCGCUCCUCUCCGCCCAUCUCGCCACCCCCUCCGCCCCAAACCGCCUGGUCCUCCGCUCGGUCUGCUCCCACAAACCCGUUCUGCUGCUCGUGCUGCUCAGUGCUCACACAGCCGUGGGGUGGGGGGUGUGUGGGCACGCUGAGAAGGGUCGGGAGGAGGAGGAGGAAGUGUUAAAGGGUGUGGACGCUGGGAAGCAUGGGGAGGAGGAGGAAUGGAAGGAGACUGAAGGGAAGGAGGGUGGUUUGAGGCGAGUGGUGAAGCUCAUGUGCAAGGCUGUUGACUCAGACAGCAAUGCCACACGUCAGGGGGACGCCAGGGGCCAUGCAGAGGACGUGUUUGUGUUGCCGGUGACUGCUUUCAAGUUUUUUUCCUCAUUCUGCUCACUCCCCUGCCUCACUUCCCUUGCUCUAACUCUCAUCCCACAGUGA